GUCAUGAUUAUGACAGCUAAAAGAAAGAAGUCGCGUUUUCUAAUUUCUAUAACGCGAUUCAAGUUUUCAAUGUUUCAUGUUGUAUUAUAAUAUUUUAUAACAACUACACUAAUACUAGCAUUUGUUUAAAUAAGUACUUUACUUUACUGAACUGCACAAAACACGUCCUCAUUUAAAAGAAUAAAGCUUUGAAUUACGAGUUUCUUAAUUUAUAUUUACUUGUUUAACUUGAAAUCGACAUGAAUGCUUUGCUAGAUUACGGUUCGUCUUCAAGCAGCACAGAAGAAGAAGACAGCAGCGAUGAAGAAAAAACAACAGUAGAAGACCGGAAAUAUGAUGAAAAACCAAAGUUACCGAAACCAACUCUCGGAGAAAAUACCCUUCACACAUCGGUUUUUUCCAAUCCCUUUGUUGCGGAAGAAUUAGCUAAAGCUGCCAUACUGGAGAAACAUGUUAAAAUGGUUUCAGGUAAAGACAAUACUCAAAUGAUCAAUGGCAAGAAAAUAUGCUGGAACUAUAGAAAAGGCCGCUGUCGGUUUGGGCAUAAUUGUAAAUACGCACAUGACUCUGAUAUACAGAAGUCUAAUGAAGAAUUAGAGGCUGAAAAACAGAAAUUAAAAACAGUUGUGUGUGAAGGAGCAGGCACAAUGACAUCAGCUCCUCCACCUCAAGUUGAACUUGAAGCCUCUUCAGCAACGGAUGAUGAUGUUUGGGAAACUAAAGCAAGUAAAAAGAAAAAAAGACCUGGACUAUCUCAAGGAAUUGUUCCUGGCCAGAAAGUUAUUAAAAUGUACAAGGAGCAGAAAAUCAAAGAUAGCAACAAUAAAUGUUAAAAUUAU
Messenger RNA from Vanessa atalanta (red admiral), 839 nucleotides. RefSeq lists its product as uncharacterized. NCBI's taxonomy places the organism in Eukaryota, Metazoa, Arthropoda, Insecta, Lepidoptera, Nymphalidae. Bases 240 to 833 code for a protein of 197 amino acids. Gene Ontology annotation, molecular function: metal ion binding. The record is from RefSeq and is a predicted model, not a curated record. The transcript has 4 exons.